Aspergillus welwitschiae is the source of this 440-nucleotide messenger RNA. Its product is annotated as TMEM14 family protein. The record is from RefSeq and is a predicted model, not a curated record. NCBI's taxonomy places the organism in Eukaryota, Fungi, Ascomycota, Eurotiomycetes, Eurotiales, Aspergillaceae. The coding region runs from base 31 to 357 and encodes 108 amino acids. The transcript has 3 exons. Gene Ontology annotation, cellular component: membrane.
UCUCCUCAUUUUAUUCAAGCAUUGAAAACCAUGGCUGAACACCCUUCUUUUACUCUGGCUUGCCUGCUGCCGGUGGGUGGCAUCGCCGGCUACAUGCGGACGCGUUCCGCCCCGUCCCUGAUCGCAGGUGUCGGCCUGGGUCUUUCCUACGCCUACGCAGGCUAUUUGAUCAAGGAGAACAAGGACUACGGCACGGAAUUGGCCCUGGGAAACAGUGUGGUCCUCCUCGUCUCCGGUGUCAUGCGCUCUAUCAAAACCCGUGCUAGAGCCCCAAUCCCUCUGGCCCUGGGUGCUACCGGUCUGUUGGCAUCUUUCUACUAUCAGAAGAAGGUGCGCGAGUUCAGGUUUGGGGUGUAAAAAUGAUUGGCUUUGGCCAACAUCUUGAAUGGGUGCUAGCCAUAGCUUUAAAUUGUACUAUAUUAUGUAUCCUAAAUGCAUUG